Camponotus floridanus (Florida carpenter ant) is the source of this 3765-nucleotide messenger RNA. Its product is annotated as transmembrane channel-like protein 3. The record is from RefSeq and is a predicted model, not a curated record. Gene Ontology annotation, molecular function: mechanosensitive monoatomic ion channel activity. The transcript has 18 exons. Gene Ontology annotation, cellular component: plasma membrane. Bases 167 to 3718 code for a protein of 1183 amino acids. NCBI's taxonomy places the organism in Eukaryota, Metazoa, Arthropoda, Insecta, Hymenoptera, Formicidae.
UAUUAAUUUGCGCGAUUUAAAAUUGAUGCUCUUUUCUCGAUGAAAAUCAACCGAGAGAGAAAGUUUUAAACUAGAUUCGUUUUUUUAUAUACAAUAUAUAUGCAAAUUGUGAGAUUCCUUCGAAAGAUACUAUUACUCAUCUGUACAAGUCGAUUCAGCUUCAUCGAUGGACCAAAAGACGAUAACUCCGGGUAUUUUGAAACUAGACAAAACGUUGCGCUUCUCUGAGCUUGGAGCAGCGUCCUCAGUGGCUAUGCAGGUGGGUCCGUCAUCCCCGUCGCAAUCAUCGGCCAGUCGACAGUCGGUUACGUUUGGUACCGUUGAGUGUCAGGGCGACGAAAAUUACGCGGAGGCAAAUUCGCGGAUUGUCGCAGACGCGAGACCCCACAACGACAUGCAGCGCGUCUCUAACGCCGCGAUAUCCACCGGAGGGAAUUCACCGAGUGAGACCCCGCAGAAUCUAGUAUCGUCGAUGGAAGAUUCAACCGUGGAUGACAAGGGGAAUGACAGCGAGGACGAUUACUCAGUCUCGGUCUGUGCGAUCAUGCAGCGACGGAAUUCGUCGCGACGACAAAGUCGAAGAAAGAGACGUCCAUCCUCUCCUUUUGGCGUCGACGUAGACAAUGUUGCGCGUCGUCGAUCCUCAGUUUACACCACGAGCUCGGGAGACACGGCAAUUUCAAUGGAGGAGGGAGGUAACCAGGAGCAGAUCUUCGAAAAUCUCAAGCUGCACAAGGAGGUCUUGGGCGGCGUGAAGCAACAGCCUUGGCCUCUUCGACGUAAGCUCAGGCUUGUACGACAGGCUAAGGCCUACGUUAGGCGACACGAGGGUGCUCUUCAGGAGAGACUCGCUCAAAGUCGCAGUACCAAAGACGUUAUAGCGCGUGUUUCGCUCUUCGUGACCAAGAAGUGGCAAUAUUUUCGACGGGAGUUCAUCAACUUGCGAACCUGGCUCGUGCCUUGGGAAAUCCGUAUUAUGGAGAUAGAGUCCCAUUUCGGAUCCGCCGUCGCGUCCUAUUUCACUUUCCUGCGUUGGCUCUUUUGGAUCAACCUUGUCAUCGCGGUGACCCUUACGGCGUUCGUCGUGAUACCUGAAGUGUUAACCGCUGAUGCGACUCUCGCUGGUGAGAGAAAGAUCAUGUUGGAGGAGGAGAGAAUCAAGUCGAAACAUUUGUUAAGUUUAUGGGAAUUCGAAGGCGCGCUAAAAUAUUCUCCGUUCUUCUACGGAUGGUACACCAAUCAAGACUCCAACCGCAAUUAUCGAUUACCUAUGGCAUACUUCGUCACCAAUCUGGUCGUGUAUACGUACAGCUUCGUCGCGAUUCUCCGCAAGAUGGCGGAAAAUUCACGUUUGAGCAAACUGACCGAGAAGGAGGACGAAUAUGUCUUUUCGUGGAAACUCUUCACAGGAUGGGAUUUUAUGAUCGGUAAUCCGGAAACCUCGCACAAUCGCACAGCCAGCAUCGUGUUGGGCUUCAAGGAGGUUCUGCUAGAGGAAGCAGAGAAGCAAAAGGAUAAAAGAAAUUGGAAAAUUAUAUCAAUGAGGAUAUUCGUGAACGUCUCAGUGCUAUCUUUACUUGCGUUAUCAGCCUUUGCUGUAAUCAAGGUGGUUGAACGAAGCACGACGGAAAUCGAUGACGCGACGCAAAACUGGUGGCGACAGAACGAGAUCACGAUCGUUAUGUCUUUAAUCACGACUCUUUUUCCGAUAUUUUUCGAGGUCCUCGGCUUCCUCGAGAAUUAUCAUCCAAGGAAGCAGCUCCGAGUGCAACUGGCGCGGAUAUGGAUCUUAAAUUUGCUAAAUCUCUACUCGCUGAUAUUCGCAUUGUUUAAAGAUGUAAACUCCAUGGUGCCAUCUAAACACGAUCUUCCUGUUAACAAAUCGAUAGAUACGAAUUGCGAGUAUAAAUUAGUGUGUGGUGUCGAGUUCACGUGUACGCAGCAGAUCACGACAUUGGCAUCUAUGGGUCUCGUUUUAAUGAGCAAUAUCACCCAUUCUCAUGCUAAGAGGGAAAUUAUAAAGCCAACGCUACCAUCCGUCAGACAGCAAACGUUCUUCCUUAAUCCCUUGCUGGACAGCAAUGCAUAUUACGAGGAUUUCAACGAUACGUCCGAUUAUCCAAAUACUAAUUAUGAGAAUUACGACAUUUUAAAUAGCAGUAACAUAUCUUACACCGCAUCUUAUGAGGAAGAAGACAGCCAAAGCACAGACGAUGACCGAACAUAUGGCUACAAUGCAAAUUCCACUGUAAUUGCCAAUUUUCUCACUGAUUCGACAGUCGCCGAAGAUUUUUAUAUAAAUUCUACUACUCAGGAUGAAACCGCGACGUCAACAAUCGAAACGAACACCAUGGAAGAUUCAUUAAUAAUCACUGAUUUUACCGAGAAAACAAUAAUUACUUCGUCAUCUAUAGAUGACGAAGUGUCAUCUGUUAAGGAAUUCUCAUCUACAGUAGAAGCCACACUUGAAACAGUUACAAAGAUUAGCUCGGAAAGUAGUCCUGCUAUUUUGCGAUCGAACAAAUCUAUGUCCUUGGAACAACAAGAUUUAAAGAUUCGCAAAAAAUUGCGUCGCUCAUGCUGGGAAACUAUGUUCGGCCAGGAACUUGCCAAACUCACUGUUAUGGAUUUGAUACUCACUAUAUUAGCUACCCUCAGCAUAGAUUUCUUUCGCGCCGUUUUCGUGCGUUACAUGAACAAUUGCUGGUGUUGGGAUUUAGAGAAGCAAUUUCCACAAUAUGGCGAUUUUAAGAUCGCUGAGAACAUACUUCAUCUGGUGUACAAUCAAGGUAUGGUUUGGAUGGGCAUGUUCUUCAGUCCUGGUCUGACGGUACUGAAUCUUCUUAAACUCGGCAUUCUGAUGUAUCUACGUUCCUGGGCGGUUCUCACGUGCAACGUGCCGCAUGAAGUAGUCUUCCGAGCCUCCAGAUCCAACAAUUUCUACUUUGCGCUUCUACUGACUAUGCUGUUUUUGUGCGUGUUGCCGGUCGGUUACGCAAUAGUUUGGGUCAAGCCUUCGUUGCAUUGUGGUCCAUUCUCUGGUUGUCCAAAAAUCUAUAAUUUAGCGACGCAGACCUUGAAAAAUUCGCUUCCGCAGGUGAUUCAACGAUGUCUCGAUUAUAUUGCGUCGCCUGGUAUAAUAAUACCACUAAUCGUGCUGAUGACGUUAAUUAUUUAUUACAUGACCUCUCUCACUGGAUCCUUGCGAGAAGCAAAUAACGAUCUAAGGAUGCAACUGAGACACGAACGUACGGAGGAGCGCCGUAAACUGUUCAAAAUAGCUGAAAAGAGGCAGAAUGUGACCGAUAUCCCGUUAUCAAAAUGGAAAAAAAUUCUGCCGGCGUUGCCGCAGGCCAAAACAGAAUUGUCUCGAAAUUCGGACAUAACACGAAAGGACGCUGUGCAAGUCGCUAUCGAGAACUUAAGUCAUACGAUAGAAGGCAAAAGGAUGAUCAACGAUGCCGAGGAGGAUUCGUUGCGUCACGAACAGAUAUCAGGCAACUGUAACAACGAGAAGCGAACUCGAGAGGGAAAUGAUUUAGAAUUAAAUGACAUAUCUUCCAAUAAAAAGCCGAUAAACUUUGUCGGACACUCUUGGGACUCGCAAUCAAGCGAACAGAGUGUUGUGCCGGAAAUUCAAUUAAACGAUGAGGAAAGUGCUCACGGAUCCGUGGAAUUGAAUAACGCGUCCAAGGGAUGCGAUCGAGAGACAACCUAAUGAAUUGUAUAUCAAUACAAAAUGAAUGACUACAAAUUUCUUUUCAU